AUGAUGCUAGCUGCUAGACUACAUGAAGUUGAAAAACAAGUGCAAAUUGAUACCAUACCCGUUCCUAAAACCCGGCCCGGUACUGUUUUAAUUCGUGUUGUUGGUUCUCAUAUGCCUACAUUUACCAAUUAUGUUUUAACGGGUAAACCGCCCUAUGUAUUACCUCAACCAUUUCCAAAUGUUCCUGAUGUAAAUUCUGUUGGUAUUAUUGAAGAAAUAGGUGAAAAUGUUUUUGAUUUGGAAAAAGAUCAAAUGGUUAUGUUGAAUCCUAUCGUGCACGGAUCACACGCACCUGAUCCGAAAUGGGACCACAUACUUGUUGGAUGGACUGCUUUGGCACAAGAUUCAUUAAGGACACAGAAAAUCAAGGGCACACAGUCAUUAUUAGUGGUGCAACAGGAUAUUACUGAGGGUGGUGCUGAUUUAAUGGUUGAUUUUAUUGGUGGAACAAAGACUACUGAUCAAGUCCUUAGUUGUAUUCGUUCGUUAAGGCCUGGUGGUAAAGCAGUGUUGGGCGGUUUCAUCGACAACAAUCUAUCUCUUUCAUAUGCAGAGAAAUUUAUUAAAAACAUUCCUCAAAAUCUUGUUCUCGCUUUUGCAAAGCAAAAUUUGGCAUGUCAAGAAAUACGAAAAUGUUUUAGAAAUCCUCAACGUUCGUCUCCUUGGAUUGCUCUACAUUGGGCAUUUUCUGGCCAACCCGAAGAAAAAGCAUUAACAACAGAAGAAGCUGUAAACACAGCUAAACAUUCUGAUUUUAAUUCCUCUGAACGUGUUGUUAUAAAUGUGUCCGGUUUAAAAUUUGAAACAAAAUUACAAACAUUAAAUAAUUUUCCUACAAGUUUAUUGGGAAAUCCUCAACGAAGAAUAAGAUAUUUUGAUCCGUUAAGAAACGAAUAUUUUUUUAAUCGUAAUCGUCCAAGUUUCGAUUCUAUUCUAUAUUAUUAUCAAUCAAAUGGUCGUUUAGCGAGACCGCAUCACAUUCCAGUAGACGUAUUUACAGAAGAAAUCAAAUUUUUUGACUUAGGUGAAGAUGCGUUCAAUAAAUUUCGAGAAGAUGAAGGAUUUGUCAAAAAAGAAGAAAAAAUUUUACCAAGAUCGAAAAUUCAACGAAAAAUUUGGUUAUUAUUUGAACAUCCAGAAUCAAGUCGAUGGGCUCGUCUUAUUGGAAUUAUAUCAGUAAUAGUCAUUUUACUGUCAAUUGUUACAUUUUGUUUAGGUAUGUCUCACGAAACUGUACCAAAAUUUAAACGUAAUCGUGUACGUCCUGCUGAUAAUUCAACGUACAAUAAUAGCCAUUUAAUGAUUCAAGAGAAUGAUAUUCUAGAAUUAUCCGGCCCGUUUUUUAUUAUUGAAACAUGUUGUAUUGCUUGGUUUUCAUUUGAAUUGAUCAUACGGUUUUGUUCUUGUCCGUUAAAAUUAGUUUUCAUAAAAUCAGUAAUGAAUAUAAUUGAUUUAGUAGCCAUCGUACCGUAUUUUAUUACUCUAUUUACAGUAUUAACACAAGAAAAAACACAAUCAGAUCAAGGUGUCUCGCUCGCUAUCCUACGAAUUAUUCGACUUGUUCGUGUAUGUCGGAUAUUUAAACUAUCUCGCCAUUCAAAGGGUUUACAGAUUCUUGGACAAACGUUACGUGCAUCUAUGAAAGAAUUAGGCUUACUCGUAUUCUUUCUAUUUAUCGGUAUUAUAUUAUUCUCGUCGGCCAUCUAUUUCGCUGAACAAGGGGAAUCGGGAUCAUUUUGUAAAUCCAUACCAGGUGCCUUUUGGUGGACAAUAAUAACAAUGGUUGGCUAUGGUGACGCGGUACCUGCGGGUAUAUGGGGCAAAAUUGUUGGUUCCACGUGUGCUAUUGCCGGUGUGCUGACCAUUGCCCUCCCUGUACCUGUCAUCGUUUCCAAUUUUAGCUAUUUCUAUAGUCGUGAUAAUGACUCAGAAGAACAAAAAGAUAUUAAAUAUGCAAGUGUAGACAAUAAUGUAGAAAAAGAAGUUGCAAAUAAGGGCGACGACACAUGUGGUGUAGUACUUAUUAGGAUCGAUAGUUCAGUUACAAAGUCUGAGUUGUCAUCAGCCGAAAGUUCUCUACGUUCAGAUGAAUCUGAUGCAUUAUUACAAGAAGACUCAUCGAAUUUUCUCAGCGUUAAUGAUAAAGGUACCGCUUAUUCAGUAGGAAUAGGCAGUGCCACAGCAAAUAGUUCAUUGACACAAAGAAAAAUGACAUAG
Messenger RNA from Didymodactylos carnosus, 2217 nucleotides. The record is from the annotation of a GenBank genome assembly. NCBI's taxonomy places the organism in Eukaryota, Metazoa, Rotifera, Eurotatoria, Philodinida, Philodinidae.